AUGAGUGCGAACAAGGAGGCGGUGAUUUCAGAGAAGGAGCUGUCGUGCAAGUUUGGGCAGGAGGUGCUGGUGGGCUACUCGGAGGCCAUGCACCCCAGCAGCUUCCCCACCUUUGACGGCUUCGUGGCAGCUGUCCAGAAGGAGUGGGAUGCCCAGUGGAGCCGCGUCUACUCAGCCGACUGGUCCACGGCGGCCCCCAUAACGGUGGAUGAGAUAAACAACCGCGAGUACCCCUGGUCCAUCAAACUGGCGCAGGUGUUUGUGACGGGGGGCAUCGUCCUCUUCUUCUUCGCCGUUCUGUAUUGGUCCAGCCUCUCUUGGGCUGCCUUCCUCUCCCUCUUUGGCCGCUACCAGGCUGUGGUGUCGGCAGUGCUGUCAGUGUGGGCGUCGGUAUCUCUCUUGCUGGCUUUCAGGAGAGUGCGCCUGCCGCUCACGACAGCCACCACCAGCAGCGGCCCCAGCAAGAGCAUUGCCAAUGGCGUCCAGUGA
Molecule: messenger RNA, 489 nt
Organism: Coccomyxa subellipsoidea C-169
Lineage: Eukaryota; Viridiplantae; Chlorophyta; Trebouxiophyceae; Coccomyxaceae
Exons: 3
Coding region: 1-489 (162 amino acids)
Source: RefSeq, a predicted model, not a curated record